This is a messenger RNA of Drosophila simulans, 1127 nucleotides long. It is a transcript of the gene Ilp7, whose product is annotated as probable insulin-like peptide 7. Gene Ontology annotation, molecular function: hormone activity. The transcript has 3 exons. NCBI's taxonomy places the organism in Eukaryota, Metazoa, Arthropoda, Insecta, Diptera, Drosophilidae. Bases 615 to 1094 code for a protein of 159 amino acids. Gene Ontology annotation, cellular component: extracellular region. The record is from RefSeq and is a predicted model, not a curated record.
UAAUAUCCCUGCUUUUAGCCCACUGUUUCGCCCACAGUAUUGAAAUUCGAGCAAAUAUUGCAAAAUUUAUGCCAGCUUCGAAAUAAAAACAAGUGCCCGGCAUUCGGCUCGUUUUACGAGGCAAACAGCGUAACUUGCCGGAUUUUAUGUUGUUUUGUUAGCCAAGCAACAGGUUGCAGGUGGAACGGCUGGAAGGGCAGGUGGAAAAUCUGCAGCUGAACCACAUACAUAUGUGGAGAAGUGGCUCCAAUUUGCGGCCGAACGGAACCGCAGAUAAACAAGGCAAUAAGCGGACAACGGGCCGCAUACGCAAUUGCUGCCGUAGCUCUUCAUUAGAUUGGAUUGGCCUGGCCGGGUGUGGAAAAGGGUCCUGACCCGAGCCUGGGCCUCAUUACUUCAAAUAGAGCGCUGACCAAACGAUUUAAUUAUACCGCCGACGCCCGACAGUUGGCCGCCACUCAGGUGGAGCCCGGCUCCGGUUAUAUUUCAAAACCUGACAACACACCGGCCAGAGCGCUCAGUCGGCACGCGUCCGCCGUGUGAGCCGCACCAGGAUCAGGAUCAGCAUUCCGUAGCAUCCCUUCAAGCGCAAUUCGAGCAGGAGAACUCCCGAUAUGACCAAGAUGAUAAUACAAAACUCGGGCAGCUGGACGCUUUGCGGAGCUCUACUCCUGUUCGUCCUGCCGCUGAUACCCACGCCGGAGGCACUGCAGCACACCGAGGAGGGUCUCGAGAUGCUUUUCCGCGAGCGUUCCCAAUCGGACUGGGAGAACGUGUGGCACCAGGAGACGCACUCCCGCUGCCGAGACAAGCUGGUCCGCCAGCUUUAUUGGGCCUGCGAGAAGGACAUUUACCGACUGACACGGCGCAACAAAAAGAGGACGGGCAAUGAUGAGGCUUGGAUCAAGAAGAGUACCACGGAACCUGAUGGCUCAACCUGGCUGCACGUGAACUAUGCCAACAUGUUCCUGCGGAGUCGUCGAUCGGAUGGAAACACUCCAUCGAUAUCGAACGAAUGCUGCACCAAGGCGGGCUGCACCUGGGAGGAAUACGCCGAGUAUUGUCCUUCCAACAAGCGACGCAAUCACUACUGAUUGGCCAUCGACGGUGGAUCUGCUUAGAUAUAU